GGAUGACUCAGCCGUCAAAAUUCUCAGUCCGUGUCGCGUUGCGAAGUUCGCAAAACUAUUUAAUUCUGGCUGAAAACUGUGUUUUGGUGAUCAAAAAUGCCUCUAGUACGUUCCGCAAACUUUAAUUUAUUCGUUGAAAUUCUAGUUCGGAUAGCUUUGGUCUCCGCUUUCUGCUACAUGGAAUCCAUGCCGCCCUUCGUCCGAGUGAUCCACCAAUCCGACCUGGAGUCUACGUACAAAUACCCGCGCAAGGAGUCUUACGUGCCGGGCGGGCUGCUUUGGGCGGUGGUGCUGUCGGUGCCCUGCGCUCUCUCGCUGCUCGCUUGGGCGGCCUGUAACGAUUGCAGCGACGCGCUGGAGAUCCUGCUGGCAUGGUCUCUGGCGCUUGGCAUAAAUGGAGUUCUAACGGACAUUAUAAAACUUGUAGCAGGUCGCCCCAGGCCAGAUUUCUUCUACCGCUGCUUCCAAGAUGGUAUAGAGACUGAAGACAUGCAAUGCAACGGGGACCCCAUGGAAAUCAUGGACGGACGCAAGUCUUUCCCGAGCGGACACAGCAGUUUAUCCUGGUGCUCCUUGGGCGUGGCAUCAGUCUGGCUCUGCGGUCGCCUCGGAGUCCUAUCUCGCGGGCGCGGCAGCGGCGCCCGAGUAGUAUGCUGCCUGGCGCCGCUGGUGGCUGCGGCCUGCAUCGCGCUGUCCAGGACAUGCGACUACCACCACCAUUGGCAGGACGUCCUAGUCGGAUCGAUCCUCGGCUUCACGACAGCAGUGUUCUGCUACCGUCAGUACUACAAUCCUCUGUCCUCCGAUCUAUCAGGUAUUCCCUACAUAGUCUCUAACUCAAAUAUGGUCAAAUACAUGAACGGAAAAUCCGACAUCAGUCCGAUCAAAGGAGACUGCAAGGAGAUCGAGUCGACGCCGCUUUUAAACGGUGCGAGGAAAGAAGACAAGUGGAUAUAGAACCAGUUAAAGUAAAAUAAUAGAAAAAAAGACAAGAAAGAAAGAAAAAACAUGGUUAAAUGGAUUUAGGACUUAGACUUCGUUGUUUAACUUCAUAUUUAUGAGAAAAAAGACAAGAAAAAAAUGGAAUACCUACUAAUUAUAAUAUCAGAAAAAGUCAAGAAACAACAAAUUAAAUGUUAUUACAAUGAGACAUCACAUGAAAAUAUUCGAAAACAUAACAGAAGAAAAAGAAAACACGGAAAAAUAAAGUGACAGAAAGCGAAAGGAGAAAAAAACACAUAAAAAAUUAAACAGAUAUAAAUAGGAACAUUAAAACAAACACUAGUACAAGAAAAAACGGAGAAAGAAAUAAUGAACAGAGCAGUUGUAAAUAUCAAUUCACAAGGACUUCCAAUUUUAGCAGAGUAGAAAUAAAAAUUUACUUUAAAAUCAAAAACCUCAGUUAGACGUCACAAUAACAAUGUUAACAGCAUUGUUGUGUAUAAACUUGAUCAGGAUGGAAAAUGAUGAUCAGGCCGGAGUUAAGGAGCUUCACCCAGAAUCCUCAACCACGGAGGAACUGGCUAUCUUACCUCCAACUGCCGGAACAAUAAUGCUGUUAACUUUGUUUAUUAUGUCGACAGAUUUAGGUAGCUACCGGACUUACACCCGUAUUCACAAACAUUACUACGAGGUCACACAGUGCGCGUAAACGCACCUAGAGUCCCAAAAACCUAUUCAUAGACAAUACGUGAGUGGCGGAGUGACAUACGAACCAAUCGCAGAGCUCUAUUCAACGCUGUGCGUUCGACUUCGCAAAGCGUUGAUGCUUCACUGAAGCAAGCAUCGUUUGUGAAUACGGAUGUUAGAACCAGGAACCAAAGUGAGCAGAAAAUUUUACUCCCACUGGGAAUCAAACGAGAGAAAUUUACGCCCGUAUUCACAAACGAUGCUUGCUUAUGUGAAGUAACAAAUCGAACGCACAGCGUUGAAUCUCACUCUGUGAUUGGUUCGUGUGUCACCCUGUGCGUCUACGCGCACUGUGAGUCCGCGCGCACUGUGAGUCCGCGCGCACUGUGAGUCCUCAUAGUAAUGUUUGUGAAUACGGGCGUUAGGUUCUGAGUAGGUACGUAAAGGUCUUAUCGCUAAUCCAUAGAGAUUAAUGGCUUUAUGUUACAACGACGAUGCAGUUAAACAAUAGUUAAGCUGUUAAAACUAAAGUUACCAGUGCUAGUCUAACAUAUUUUGUCUAUUCUUUAAGAAUAGAA
Messenger RNA from Ostrinia nubilalis (European corn borer), 2207 nucleotides. RefSeq names its product phospholipid phosphatase 5. Gene Ontology annotation, biological process: phospholipid dephosphorylation; phospholipid metabolic process. The transcript is spliced from 6 exons. The record is from RefSeq and is a predicted model, not a curated record. NCBI's taxonomy places the organism in Eukaryota, Metazoa, Arthropoda, Insecta, Lepidoptera, Crambidae. Gene Ontology annotation, molecular function: phosphatidate phosphatase activity. The coding region runs from base 97 to 957 and encodes 286 amino acids.